Polyodon spathula (Mississippi paddlefish) is the source of this 495-nucleotide messenger RNA. Its product is annotated as ultraviolet-B receptor UVR8-like. Bases 1 to 495 code for a protein of 164 amino acids. The transcript is spliced from 4 exons. The record is from RefSeq and is a predicted model, not a curated record. Lineage: Eukaryota; Metazoa; Chordata; Actinopteri; Acipenseriformes; Polyodontidae.
AUGCCUUUCUUUUAUGUAAACCAGCGUGGCUUUGAAGGCAUGCUGUUCUGCUGGGGCUGCGGGGAGCUGGGGCAGAAUGGGCACGGAGGAACCGCAGAUGUGAAAUCUAAAGACGGUCUGCUGGAAGCCUUCACACCGCAGAAACUGGGACGGGUCAAGCUGUUCGCUUGUGGGUCUAGCCACUCCGUAAUUGUCACAGUUGACAACAGGAUCUUUGCCUGGGGUAAUGGUAGCAGUGGACAGCUUGGCAGUGGGGAGAGGACCAUGAAAACCUAUCCGGUAGAGGCUUUCUUGCCAUCCAAUCCGGACGAUGAUGGCACUGGCAUUGAAGUGGCCGGAGUAGCUUGUGGCAGCCGACAUACGUUCAUCUGGACUCAAUCUGGACAUGCUUACAGUUUCGGUAAUAACUUCUAUGCACAGCUGGGUUAUGACUUCAGGAAAGUUGACUUCAAAGAACACCAGUAUUCAGAGGAUUUUGCCGAGCUGCUUGAAUGA